AGGCUGUCCCAAGGAGAUCUUCAUCAUCCCGCGGUUCGUCAGGGGGAGCGAACUACGCCGACUAGAAGCAUUCGAUGAGCCUCCAAGAAAAACUGGGACCGUGGCUGAGGAAUCCUCCACCGAUGAGUGUACUUGUCCAUUCCUAUCUGAUGCGUUUGACGAGGCCUCCAAGUCUCCAUGA
Messenger RNA from Perkinsus marinus ATCC 50983, 181 nucleotides. RefSeq lists its product as hypothetical. Lineage: Eukaryota; Perkinsozoa; Perkinsida; Perkinsidae. The transcript has a single exon. The annotation marks the transcript as partial. The record is from RefSeq and is a predicted model, not a curated record.